This is a messenger RNA of Penicillium longicatenatum, 1281 nucleotides long. RefSeq lists its product as uncharacterized. The record is from RefSeq and is a predicted model, not a curated record. Bases 1 to 1281 code for a protein of 426 amino acids. Lineage: Eukaryota; Fungi; Ascomycota; Eurotiomycetes; Eurotiales; Aspergillaceae. Gene Ontology annotation, molecular function: oxidoreductase activity. The transcript has 3 exons.
AUGGAGAACCUCACGACUUGGGGCAGUCAACCCCUUUCUGAAGCUGUUGACGCUGUCAUUAGUGCCCGGCUACAGAAAUGGCUUCCUUACUCCGUGGUGCUGUUAAUUGGGUGGCCCCUUUUGACCACCUCGCUGCGCUACAGACGGUUGAACCAGCUCCAGAAGAAAUACAACUAUCCGACACGUGAAUCCUUGGCCAAAAUGACCGAUGAAGAAGCCUAUGAGAUCCAAUUAGCAAUGGGGCAGCUUGAGUUUCCAAUGAUGUUUGUGAAAGCGUUACAGUUUGCUCUAUUCCGGACAUACGGCAUCCCUUCAAUCUCCCACCUGCUCACAAAAACAAGUCAAUUUUCCAACCCGGAAACAUCUCUAAAGCGCUACACAGACACAAGCGCUCUCGUCAACGAGAUGGUAGCAAACAGCCCAACCUCUCUCCGCGCAUUCACCUCUCUAGCUCGCACCCGCUUCCUUCACAGCGGAUACCGUGCGUCAGGCAAGAUCCUCGACUCAGACAUGCUCUACACGCUCGCGCUCUUCGCACUCGAGCCAAUCAAGUUCAUUAACCGUUUCGAGUGGCGUACACUCAGUGAUCUGGAGCGGUGUGCCGUCGGCACAUUCUGGAAGAGCGUAGGUGAUGCAUUGGGCAUUCCAUUCGACGAGCUACCAUCGGGCAAGAGUGGAUUCUCAGAUGGACUGCAAUGGCUUGAGGAGAUUUCGGCCUGGAGCGUGGAAUAUGAAAAGAAGUAUAUGGUUCCUGAUAUCAAGAACCGGGAGACUGCCGAUCAGACAACGGCUAUUUUGGUAUAUAUGUUACCUACGGCGUUACAUUCCGUUGGAUUGCAGUUUGUUUCGUUCAUGAUGGAUGAUCGGUUGAGGAAGGCUAUGCUAUAUGAUGCGCCUAGCCCGUUCAUGUCGGCUGUUUUCUCGGGUCUUCUUACCACGCGCCGGCUUUUCUUACGCUACUUUAUGCUUCCCAGGCCUUCCUUCUUGGCGGUUAAGAACGUUACACCCCCGGAUGAGCAGAAUCGGAUCUUCUUGUUGAAUUGGGAGGCGGCACCUUAUUAUGUUCAGCCGACCUUCUGGAAUCGGUGGGGUCCUGUUGCGUGGUUGACUUGGGCGCUGGGUCGUCCUGUUCCUGGUGAUGAGGGAGAUAAGUACCAUCCUUCUGGGUAUCAUAUUAAUGAUAUUGGGCCGAAGUAUUUUGAAGGUAAGGGGCAGAAGGCUAUUGAAGAGACCAUGGAGGAGUUGAAGGUGUUCCGUACGGGCAAGUGUCCCUUUCAUUAG